Molecule: messenger RNA, 1452 nt
Organism: Mesoplodon densirostris (Blainville's beaked whale)
Lineage: Eukaryota; Metazoa; Chordata; Mammalia; Artiodactyla; Ziphiidae
Product: zinc finger protein 502-like
Biological process (GO): regulation of transcription by RNA polymerase II
Molecular function (GO): DNA-binding transcription factor activity, RNA polymerase II-specific; RNA polymerase II cis-regulatory region sequence-specific DNA binding
Source: RefSeq, a predicted model, not a curated record
AUGUUGAAUAUGCAAGGAGCUGAAGAGAGAGAGAUUGAAAGAGAGAUUUGUCCAGGUUGGGUGAACAAGCCUGCUCCAGAGCAGGAUGGCUCUGAAAUUGAUUUGUCAGGGAUAGCAUCAAAGAGAUCCCAAGAGGAUGAAUACCAGGAUCCUACAUUUGAAGAAAAAUAUGUAUGUGAGAGCAUGAAGGAAAACCCUCCCAGAGAGGUUCCUGGACCAUGCCUUUUCCAAGAAGGUUUUGGGGGAAUAACUUUCAUCCACAAAGAAGCACCUCCAGAAAUGAUUAGACAAGAAUAUAAUUUUGAGAGAAGCCUGCUUUUGACCUCAAGUCUUGUUACACAUCUCAGGGUUUCUACAGAAGAGAGCCUACAUCAGUGGGAGACAAGUAGCAUACACACCAAUGAAAUUUCAGACCAAAGUAAAUGUCUGACCCUCUCUACACAGAAAAAAUCUUGGAAAUAUAGUGAAUGUGGAAAAACUUUUAAUCAGAGCUCAUCCUUUACCCAGCAUCAGAGAACUCAUAUGAGACCCUACACAUCUGAGGAAUGUGGGAAAACUUUUAGCCGUAGUUCAUUCCUUGUUCGACAUCAAAGAAUUCAUACCGGAGUGAAACCAUAUGGAUAUGAGCAGUGUGGGAAAACUUUUUGAUGUCGAUCAUUUCUUACUCAGCAUCAGAGAAUCCACACUGGAGAAAAACCGUAUAAAUGUAAUGACUGUGGGAAUUCCUUCCGCAAUCAUUCACAUCUUACUGAACACCAGAGAAUUCACACUGGAGAGAAACCUUAUAAAUGUAAUAGAUGUGGGAAGGUGUUCAGUCAGAACACACACCUCAUUCAUCAUCAGAGAAUUCACACUGGUGAGAAACCUUAUUUAUGCAACGAAUGUGGCUCUUCUUUUCGUAAACACUCAAAUCUUACACAACAUCACAGAAUUUACACUGGAGAAAAACCCUAUAAGUGUAAGGAAUGUGGCAAAGCUUUUGCUCAGAGCACCCCACUCACUAAACAUCAGAGAAUUCAUACAGGGGAAAGACCCUACCAAUGCAGUGAAUGUGGUAAAGCUUUCAUUCAAAGCAUUUGUCUUAUUCAGCAUCAGAGAAGUCACACCGGAGAAAAACCCUAUAAAUGCAAUGAAUGUGGGAAGGGCUUUAACCAGAAUACCUGCCUCACUCAGCAUAUGAGAAUUCAUACUGGAGAGAAGCCCUAUAAAUGUCAAGAAUGUGGGAAAGCCUUUGCUCACAACACGUCUCUUACUGAACAUCAUAGAACUCACACUGGUGAGAAGCUCUAUAAGUAUAGUGAGUGUGAGAAAACCUUCUGCAAAUAUGAACACCUUAGUGAACAUUACAGAAUUCACACUGGUGUGAAGACUUAUGAGUACAUUGAAUGUGGAAAAUUCUUCAGACAUAGUUCAGUCCUUUUCAGACAUCAGAAACUUCACAGUGGUGAAUAA